AGGUGCUUCUGGGAAGUCAAGCGCCGAGCUGCACGCCUGCCCGCCGGCCGGGGACUGCCUCUCCCGCAGCGGCUUUGAGGUCAAGGGAUUCGCAGGUGCCGUCGCUGCGUGACCUAUUUGUCUGCAGCCUCCAACCCCCUCCCACACCCACCCCCCACCCCGAGCCGAGAGGGAAGCUCUGAGUCCCGGGCCGCGCCGUCCGGAGUCCCAUCUCCGGGCAGGAGGUGCUGGGGGCGGCGCGGGCUGCGGACACUCCCCGCGUUGAUCCCGCCUGCCAUGGACUCGGAAUACUACUGCGGCGACCAGUCAGAUGAUGGUGGCGCUACCCCAGUACAGGAUGAACGGGAUUCAGGGUCAGACGUUGAGGAUGAUGUAAAUGAGCAGCACUCUGGAUCAGACACUGGAAGUGUAGAACGUCAUUCAGAGAAUGACCCUAGUGAUCGAGAAGAUGAUCUCAGCAAAAGACAUGUGACAGACUCUGAGAAUGAUGAGCCCUCAAACCUUAAUGCUAGCGACUCCGAGAGUGAGGAGCUUCACAGGCAAAAGGACAGUGACUCCGACUCUGAGGAGCAGGUGGAGCCUCCUGCAAGUGAUUCUGAAAAUGAGGACGUCAAUCACCGAGGGAGUGACUCUGAGAGUGAGGAGGCCAGGAAAUUACCUGCUAGUGACUCUGACAACGAGGAGCUUCUUAACGGACAUGCCAGCGACUCUGAAAAUGAAGAUGUUGGCAAGCAUCCUGCCAGUGAUUCGGAAACGGAAGAGCUCCAGAAGAGUCCUGCCAGUGACUCUGAAGUGGAGGAGGCCCUCAAGCCUCCAAACAGUGACUCAGAGAGUGAGGACCCACCAAGGCAACAAGCCAGUGACUCUGAAAACGAGGAGCUUCCCAAGCCUCGAAUCAGUGAUUCUGAAAGUGAGGAGCUUCCCAAACCUCGGAUCAGUGACUCCGAGAGUGAGGAGCCUCAAAGAACUCAGGCCAGUGACUCUGAAAACGAGGAGCUUCCCAAGCCCCGGAUAAGUGACUCCGAGAGCGAGGACCCACCAAGGCACCAGGCCAGUGACUCUGAAAAUGAAGAGCUUCCCAAACCCCGAAUUAGUGAUUCGGAAAGUGAGGACCCCCCAAGGACCCAGGCCAGUGACUCUGACACAGAGGAGCUUCCCAAACCCCGAGUCAGUGACUCGGAGAGUGAAGAGCCUCAGAAGGGAGCUGUCAGUGAUUCUGAAACUGAGGGUGCCUCCAGGCACAAACAGAAGCCUGUGUCAGACGAUGAGAGUGAUGGGGAGAAUAAGGGAGAGGAGGUGGAAAUGCAGAAUGACUCCUUGCAUUCCGAUAACCAAGUAGACAGGAAAAGAUUUCCUAGUUCUGAGAGUGAAGAAGAAGGACCCAAAAGGCCAAAUAUUGACAGUGAUGAAGAUGAAGAAAAAGAGGGGGAGGAGGAGAAAGUCGCAAAGCGAAAAGCUGCUGUGCUUUCUGAUAGUGAAGAUGAGAAAUCAUCAGCAAAGAAGAGUCGUAUUGUCUCUGAUGCAGAUGACUCUGAUAGUGAUGCUGCAUCAGACAAAUCCAGCAAAAGAGAAAAGACUGUAGCAUCAGACAGUGAAGAAGAAGGAGGGAAAGAAGACUUAUCUGAUAAGAAAAAUGAAGAAAAGGAUCUGUUUGGGAGUGAUAGUGAGUCAGGGAAUGACGAAGAGAAUCUUAUUGCAGAUAUAUUUGGAGAAUCAGGUGAUGAAGAGGAAGAAGAAUUUACUGGUUUUAACCAAGAAGAUCUGGAAGAAGAGAAAAGUGAAAUGCAGGUAAAAGAAGCAGAAGAUUCAGAUUCUGAUGAUAAUAUAAAGAGAGGAAAACAUAUGGACUUCCUGUCGGAUUUUGAGAUGAUGUUGCAACGGAAGAAGAGCAUGAGUGGCAAGCGCAGACGUAACCGUGACGGUGGAACUUUCAUUAGUGAUGCCGAUGAUGUUGUGAGUGCCAUGAUUGUCAAGAUGAAUGAGGCCGCUGAGGAAGACAGGCAAUUGAACAAUCAAAAAAAGCCAGCACUGAAAAAAUUAACAUUAUUACCUACUGUAGUCAUGCACCUUAAGAAACAGGAUCUUAAAGAAACAUUUAUCGACAGUGGUGUGAUGUCUGCCAUCAAAGAAUGGCUUUCCCCUCUGCCAGAUAGGAGUUUGCCAGCACUGAAGAUUCGAGAGGAGUUAUUGAAGAUUCUGCAAGAGCUACCUAGUGUGAGCCAGGAGACCCUGAAGCAUAGUGGGAUUGGACGAGCAGUGAUGUACCUCUAUAAACAUCCCAAGGAAUCAAGGUCUAACAAGGACAUGGCAGGGAAAUUAAUCAAUGAAUGGUCCCGCCCUAUAUUUGGUCUUACCUCAAACUACAAAGGAAUGACAAGAGAAGAAAGGGAACAGAGAGAUCUAGAACAAAUGCCUCAACGGAGAAGAAUGAGCAGCACUGGUGGUCAGACGCCACGAAGGGACUUAGAAAAAGUGCUGACAGGAGAGGAGAAGGCUCUUAGACCUGGAGAUCCUGGGUUCUGUGCCCGUGCAAGAGUCCCGAUGCCUUCAAACAAGGACUAUGUUGUAAGGCCCAAGUGGAAUGUUGAAAUGGAGUCAUCCAGGCCUGGUAUUCUUAAAAAGGGCCUAAGCCGAUUGGAAAAGCAUAAAAGGCGAUUUGCAGAACAGAAACGACUCAGCAAACUGCAUCGUGCUGUCAAGUUCAGCAUUGAAGGCAACAGGAUGCCCCUCUAGGCCUGGCCCUACCAGUGUGUAUCGGAGAGGUAUCCCCAAGGAAGCAUGCUCGUGCAUGGGCGUGAAUUGUCCGCAACUAGAGUGAAGACUGUGUGCUUUCUUAACCAGAAAGGGUCACGCCCACUUCUAGUUUCAAAAUAAUGAACCUAACAUGUAUUCCGUCAUCAAUUCAAGUCCUCUUGAAGAUUUACAAAUUGAUAAUGAAGACCCCUUUUUAUCAGGGAGCUCAUAAGGCCAAUAGAGUAGUAAGCCCUGAGAAGUAUUUUGGUCUUCCUAUUAUUCAUUUUUAAAGACCCAGAAUCUUAGUGGUCCUCAUUAUAGGCACAUAAAUUCUCUUUCCCUACUCUGAUCUCUUUCUUUCCUAACAUUUUUUUUUCUUCUCCAGCACUUAUUUUUAAGAAUUAAGAUUUAUAAUAUGGCCAAGAAAAUGUAAUGAAAAUCUUAAUGGUCACUGUUUGGAAGCAUACCUUGUAUUUUGGAGGGUGUUUGUGGGUGUCGUUUCUUUUCCCACGCUCCCUGUCGGUGAUGGUGAGAUGGGAAGAAGUGACCCAGCCGUCUGCUAAAGCAGAAAUGGGUCAGACAUGAGAGGGAAAUUCAAUUGUAUACCCAGCUCUCCCACAGCUGUGAUUAUGCUGCAAUUAAGGCAUGUUAGGGUGGCAGAUGAUCUUAUGUCAUAUUCUCCAUGUUGUUCUUACACCUUGUGACACUCCCUAAUCAGUAUUUUUUCCACAUUCAUUCAAGGCUUCCAUAUUGCACAAGACUAAUCAUGUAUUAUUAGGAAACAUUGUCCAGUGUUCAGAAGGCAGAUGGAAUGAGAAGGCAGAUGGCUUCCCAGUGAAGCGUUUUUGUUUUAAAUGUCACUUCCUGGGCUAGGGAUUUGGCUCAGCUGUAUGAGCCACAUGUAUGAUUCCCUGGGUUUCAUCCCUCAGUACUGCAAACAAUAAAAUUUUUUAAAUUGAAUGUCAUUUUUAUACUGGAAUAGCAUAAAUAAAUGUAAAGUAAUUCUCCAGAAUCCUGCUCUUAAGUUUUCACUGUUAACACUUUAGUCUGUAAAAUGUACAUUCAGCAGUACUUUAAACCUAGCUAUUUCUGGUUAUUACUGUAGGAAAGUUUGUAAUUAAGAGAAAAAUCUUCCCACCAAUCAAAAAUAACGACUCUUUUUAUUACUGAAACUUUAAUGUUAUGUGAUAAUACAACUUUACUUUUCUUUCAUUUAACCACUAACAUGUCAUUAAUGCUGGCUGUGUAUUAGUCUGUUAUAAAUGUGCUUUAUUUUCUCUCUCUGGUUUCUUGUUUUUCUCACCUAACUAGUAGUGUGCUAUACUAUAUUUUUAUGUUUAUAUGUUAUUUCUUGGAGUGCUUUUACAAUAACAUUAAAAUGGCAAAAAAUAGUACAUGUUUUUUUAUAAAUCUUUCAAAUAAAAUUGUUGCUUGUAUUUGUACCAUACCUUAUUGACAUUUUUGGUUAUUUCUUUUUAGUCCUUUUUUAUAUGUAUACAAAGACAGUGUUAUUUGUUCUGUUUUUGUUUUUAUUUAAGUAAACAUACUUCAGUGAUAAUAUUGUCAUAAUAGUUAUACUAUCGUUUUAAUAAUAAGCACUUGCUCAUCUUUUAAGCUGCUUUGAUUUUCCAUUGCUAUAAAAUUGACGAAUCAGAAGAGGGGCCAUUUAAUUUGGCAUGUCAGGUAUGUUUUCUGCAUUCUUAGACUUCUAAUAACUUGGCAUCUGCCAUUUAGAAGUCGUGAAAGCUAGAAAAGGAAUAGAUUAGAACUGGACUUGGUGUGUCACAAUUGCUGGGGCUGGGAAGAUCCAUAGGACACUGAAGGUUAGGGUUGGUUAGAAAAGUGCAAAAAUCAGAGCACUUUGAGAAAGAAUCAAGAUACCUCUGUGUUUGAUAGGAUGGUUUAUUUUCUUAUGAUAAUUAGUGUUUAUGCAAAUUCAGACUGUCAGGUAAAAUUGAUAAAGAAAGAUGACUUGAGCAGGAGAGCAAUCAUUUAGCCGGUAGGCCACUUGCCUUACACACAGCCAACCUGGGUUCAAUCUCUGGUAUCCCAUGUGGUCCCCCAAAGGAGUUAUCCCUCCAUAAGGAGUUAUCCCUGAAUGCAGAGGCAGGAUCAGUCCCUGAGCGCUGUCUAACUUGGCACGAAGCUUGAUUAUUUGAAAUUGGGCCAUUCUUAGAAUGGAAGAUCAGCUGUUUCUUGUUUAAGAAUGACUUAGGAAUCUUCGUUCAGAUCUGAGAUGGAACCUGAUUCCAGACAAGAGAUAAGACUUGGUAGGCUUCCUGCUCUAAAAAACUUCACCUCACUAGUGCCAGCCUUGGGAUGUCUCCUAGUUCUAUCCUUAUUUUAAAAUUUUGUGAAUGGUGCUUUACAGAUAAUGAUUUGAGAGUAACAUCACCUAGGAAAUAAACAUUUCUCUGUACCCACUAUACAGUACUAAAGCUCAGAAUUUUCACAGUAUUCUGUCUUUAAUAUAAAGACAGACUUUUUUCAUACUUUUGAGAGUUUUUUUUUUUCUUGGAGACCAAGUUUUGCAUGGCAUACAAACAUUUCGAAGUAUUUCUUUUUUAAAAACCAAACCAUUGGGGGCUGGAGUGAUAGCACAGCAGGUAGGGCGUUUGCCUUGCAUGCGGCCGACCCAGGUUUGAUUCCCAGCAUCCCAUAUGGUCCCCCUAAGCACUGCGAGGAGUAAUUACUGAGUACAUGAGCCAGGAGUAACUCCUGUGCAUUGCCGGGUGUGACCCCAAAAAGCGAGAAAAAAAAAAAAUCAAACCAUUAAGCAUUAAAAGGCAAAAAGGAUGUGUUGGAAGAACUCAUAAGCUCCUUAGGUUUAAAAAAAAAAAAGACUUAAUUUUCUUACUGUGUCAGGUAUUCUUAUUUACUAUAAAUCUAAUUGAUUUUUUAAGGUAACCAUAAUAAAUAAUAAUGGCUUGGUAUUUAUUUUGAGCACUGACUGUUUCUUAGCCUCUGUGUUUUUACUUGACUUCAUCUCACUUCUUUUCAGCAGUCCUGAAAGGAGUACAGACCCAAGAUCUGAUUUCCCCAGGGUCACAGGGUCGUAGAAGAUGGAGCAUAAUCAUUCACCCUAAGUCUGAGGCGGGAGCUCUAGUGCUUACUGACUUUGCUUUACUCAUCUGCUAACACUUUGCACUGUGCUGUUUUUUUCUCAGAAAACUUUACUAGACAUCUGAUCCUUAUUCUUUCUGCCAUUCUACUUGAAGGUGUAUAAGCAAGAGAUUCACAUUAGGUGUCAAAAGGAAAAAGCAUGUAGGCAAAACAUUCUGAUGGGAAUAGUUGGGAUCGUGGUUUUAAUUUUUCACUUUUUAUCUGGGAGAUCUCCAUGGAUCGGGGCAACAUUUUUAAAUAAAACACCAGGCAUACAAAAUUAUUCUUCAUUUGAGAGUUUUGUUGUUUUUUUUUUAAUACUGUUAUGUUUAUUUGCUCUGUUCCUGAGGUCAUCAACACAUCCUGGUUAUUGGAAAGCUAGCAACUCUUUGUCUGAUAACUUUCAGAUAAAAGAAGGUAAAAGACAAAACUGACUACAUGUAUGUAUUUCAGAAAUCCGCUCUUUUAACUUUUCCU
Molecule: messenger RNA, 6312 nt
Organism: Sorex araneus (European shrew)
Lineage: Eukaryota; Metazoa; Chordata; Mammalia; Eulipotyphla; Soricidae
Gene: IWS1
Product: interacts with SUPT6H, CTD assembly factor 1
Exons: 14
Coding region: 277-2733 (818 amino acids)
Biological process (GO): poly(A)+ mRNA export from nucleus
Cellular component (GO): nucleus
Source: RefSeq, a predicted model, not a curated record